Molecule: messenger RNA, 2163 nt
Organism: Penicilliopsis zonata CBS 506.65
Lineage: Eukaryota; Fungi; Ascomycota; Eurotiomycetes; Eurotiales; Aspergillaceae
Exons: 4
Coding region: 253-1995 (580 amino acids)
Source: RefSeq, a predicted model, not a curated record
GUGCUGCCCCUCCUGGGCAACAACUCAGCCCCCUGGGCCGUCCCCAACCAGACCUGGCUUAAUAAUCACCACCACAACCACCACAUCCACAGUCACAACCACCAUUAUGAAAUAGUACCACCACCGCCUCCUCCCCCGGAAGUACACGCACCACCCCCAGAAGUACCCCAGGUACCCCGGGCACCUCAGGUGUCGCCACGUCAGGAUGCAGGUAGCAAGCAGCAGGAGGCCACCACAUCCGCCUCGGCCAAGAUGCGCAAGCCCCGGAAGGCUGCCAAUGCCGGCGGCCGCUCCACGCUCUUCUGGGUGCAUACCGACCCCCAGUCGGUGUCCGAGGGGACGCGUGAGGAGACUCUCAAGCGGAUCCGCUCCCAUGUCAUGUCGGAGCACAACCGCAAGAAGCGCCUCGAGAAUACCAAACGCUACAAGAGCAAGACUUUCAAGCACCUGGCCUUCCAGCCUGUCGAGACCAUCGCCCGUCCGCCGGACGGUCAUGUGACCGCCUCCUCUUCCUCCUCUGCCUCUGAGAGGCGUGUUUCCAAGGCCAGCAGCAGCAGGAGCAAUAGCAGCACCAGCAGUACCAGCAGGAGCGGCAAGCUGGCCCGAAGGGAAGAGUUCCUUUUGAAUGCUGCUGCUGCCGCUGCCGACGCCGCCAUUACCACUGCUGUGGUAACGGAUUCGGAUUCCUCGCCCGCCUCCUCAACGUCGGUAACAAGGAAGAUUCCAUGGAGUCCCUUUCUUGAGGGAGGUAUCGACCCGUUCGAUACAACCCAUACGCCGCUUUCGGAUCGCAUGUCACGGCAUCUCCAACUUUUCCUGGGUGAUCUGACGCUGUUGGCCUAUCCGUUCCAAAACCGCAUCGGGCCUCGGAUCCAACAACAUUGUACCUCACUAGUACAAAAAGAUCCCGCCUCGCUUCAUGCAUGCAUCUGCGUUGCGGCCUCAACCACCGCGUUGCGAACCGGGCUGUUUCCCCUUGUGGAUCCUGCCAAACGCUACACUAACCCGCUGAUUCUGGAUACCUUUCACCAUCGGGGGGAGACCAUCCGGUUGGUCAACGAGGGGCUCUCUGAUCCGGUUAAAGCGGCCAGCAAUGAGCUCAUCUUUGCUGUAUCGGUGUUGCUCACCAUCGAGAUUGCCUCGGGCAAUGCUGAUUACCUCAAGAUCCAUCUGGCGGGACUUCGGCAGAUGGUCUCGCUCCGAAAAAACCUGGCAGAUGUGCCUUUACACAUCCGCUUCCAGAUUGCAUGGACGGAUAUUCGGGUUGCAUGCAUGUCAUUCACGCGACCUAUUUUCCCAUUUAUUCGCUCCGAUAGCCCCCCACAAUACCCCCUGAUACCCCCUGACGAAGAUCUUGUACCUAUUGCUUCACGCUUAAUGUCGCUUGUUCAGAUACCCGGCAUCUUUGGCGAUGCCAUGUCCAAGAUUAUAUAUGACCUUUCGCAGCUCACCCUGUACGCCGAGUGGCUCCGGCGCGAUGCGUCGGGCUACCUGGCGUUCGACGAGGUGACCGAGGACUACUUCAACACCGAGGUGCUGUACCUGGAGUACGCGCUGCAUAGCGACCGGUAUACGGAGCAGGGCGAAGUCAAGGGCGACGCGACCAUCGAGGGCUGCGUGCGGCUAGCCUGUCUACUCUUCCACAACACGGCCAUCUGGAACUUCUACCCUCAGAUGGCGCCGCUGUUCGCCAAGCCUGUCAGCGGCCUGCGACAGGCCAUCGAGGCAACCAUCGCCACGGGCCAGUUCGAGCUAUGCCCCGACCUGCUCGUUUGGGUCCUCUUCGUCGGCGCCUGCUGCUCUCCCUCGCACCUGCCCAUCGACCGGUCCUUCUUCGUCGCCGAACUGGCCGCCGCCGUCCGGUUGCAUGGCUUCCGCUCCUGGGGGGAGCUGCGCACCCUGCUACUCGGCUUUCUGUACGUGGACCGCUCGUACCUGGCCCCGCUCAAGGGACUGUGGGACGAGCUCAAGGCCGGUACCAUAGAUGAUAUAUAACGACAGUAGAUGGAUAUAUAUGAUGUUAAUACUUUUAAUACAGGGUAUAUAAUGACAAAACUCAACUUUCUCAAUGUCUCGGUCAAAUAGUCACUACAGAUUGUCCGGUCUCUAGGUAGUAUACGUAGAUAGUAUUUAUUUAUACCAUGCUUUUGCAUUAUUAACAUG